CGAUGCUUGGGCCGCGGCGCGAGCAGCCUCAAGAGCAAGCGCGAGCAAGCAUAUAUAUAUUGUUAAAAGCCUUCUUGCAACGCCGCACAGCGCUGUGCCGACUUUGAACCGAAACGAGCCAGCAGCGGCAGCAAAAAGCACCAUAGCAGCUGCAGCUCUCGCACCACGCCAUCGCAGCGAUUCAGCGCAAAAGUAGAACGCAGCAAUCAUGGCCCAACUCUACGACGCCGGCCCGCGAGCAGCCCUAGACUUAGGCGACGUCCCGGACGACGCCAGCGACGCGACGACCGAGGAGGAUCCGCAAACCGUCGAAGCCUUCGUGCGCCGCAUGCGUAAGGAAAGCAGGCAGCUCGGCGACGUCUUCCUGGCUGAUGAUGAAGCUGAGAACAGUCGGAGACGGUCGACCGCGUCCGACCUGCCCGAAACGAAGGAGACGAUGCCAGUCGAGUGGGCGCGCAGCGUGCUCGCGGACUUCUCCGACUUGCGGUUGGCGCUCGAGGCGCAUGCUGCUGCUGGUGUGGGCGGCAAGAAUGGACCUAGAAUGCCCGUGCCGCGCCUGAAAGAUAGUAGGGGCUGGCACCGUUUUUGUUUUGGGGACACGGAGGCGUGUCCCGACUCUAGUGAUGACGAAGAAGAGACAGUAGAAACACCGCAAGGCACUUUACCAAGCGUGCGGUUGUUGCUCCAGUUCGACUUCGUGAUGACGCAGCGGCUCGUGGCGAUGCACGUUAGGUGGUUAGAUUCCUGUGCGCUGUCUCAUAAUAGAGCGCUGUGGCUCUACGCUCUCCUCGCUAGAUUGCACAAGCCGCUGCACCGCGACACGUGUGCGGUCCUCCGGCAAUUGGUGAAGCGCCUGCUGGCGCUGCGCGAUUCGUGUGACGAGCCCGCGGCGCUCAACGCCCUGCUCGCGCUGGCGGGGCGCUACUUCGACCAGGCGUCGGCGGACGAAAUCGGUAGCUUCUAAGGGUGUUCUGUGUU
Molecule: messenger RNA, 978 nt
Organism: Pelagomonas calceolata
Lineage: Eukaryota; Pelagophyceae; Pelagomonadales; Pelagomonadaceae
Source: the annotation of a GenBank genome assembly